AUGAAAUUUUUGAGACUUAAAAAGGUAAUCAUGGAUGUUACCACAGGACUUAGAGGGAAUAAAUCGACUUACCAUGACAUAUAUGAAACAGCACAUGGGGAUUUUUAUAUUGUAUCAUCACUCUCAUUUAGAAAAGAUACACAGAUAACAAAGAUUGAUGGAAGAUCUGGUUUAAUGCAUUAUGAAGGAUUACCCGGUCUCGAUCUAUUCUCAAAUCAUAGACAAGCAACAGCAUUUCUGCAAAAGAAAUAUAUUUUAAAGUCUAAAUUGAGAGCCAAUGCAUUGCUUGGUUACAUUGUAGCAGAAAGGUAUUCAUAUCUUUUGGUUGCUACUAAAACGAGAAAUGAGGGUGAUAUUCUUGGCGUUCAUCCAAUCUAUGUUGUAAUGGAAACGCAAUGGAUAAAAAUAGAGCUUUCUUAUCUUUCCUCUUGUAAAUUACCAAUUUCACCUCAUACACCACAAACCAAUGGUAACCUUUGUGCCAUCUCCACGGUAGUCGAUAAUACAUCAAAUACAAAUCACAACAGUCAUGGUAGCUCUAGUUCUAGCAAUAGUGGAUCGUUUAGCUCUUUUAAUCUCCAACUCUACCCUCUAGAAGGUACUCACUUUUACUGUGAGACCUAUGACCUGACCAACUACUUUCCCUCCUCGCCGAAAGCACCCGAUCAGUUCAGCCCUGAGUUUACAUGGAACGAAUGGUUAAGAAGACCAUUCAGAACAUUCUCACUUCCUUUUCUUUGUGUUGUCUUACUACAAGGAUACGCCUCAAUUAAACAAUUGAACAAUAGUAGUAAGUCACUUUUACCUCUAAACUCUCCCAUAACCACUAAUCUUAUUCACAAAACAAAAAACCUAGCUUCUAUUUGUUAUUUAAUGAAGAAAUCUAAAUUGAAUCCAGAAACCUACUUCUAUGGACAUGGAAUCAAUGACAAAGGUGGUGCAGCAAAUGAGUAUGAGUGCGAGAUCAUAUUAUGGAGGUUAACUGGCAUUAAUACUAUUAGUUGGACAUCAUAUUUGUGGAGACGAGGUACCAUUCCAUUGUGGUGGCGUGCAAGAUCAAAACAUCAAGGCAAUGAUCUAUUGGUUAAAGACAAUCCUUUCGAAUACUCUGACAAAUAUUUUACAGGGAUCUUAGAUAGAUACAGCUCUAUAUAUGAGACCAACACGGCCGCACUACCAACAAUUAACCUCGUCAGCUUACUUAAAAUGGAUGAUCCACAAGAAGGUCCUUUGGGUCAGCUAUAUCAGAAGCUCUGUAACAGAGUGGCUUCGACUGUCAAUUUAAAUUUGAAUCUGCAGAGUUUUGACUGGCACAUACACCUUAAGAAUAAUAAUCAAUCACUUACGAAAACAGUACAUUCUUUGUGGUCAACCUUGAAAGAACCGAUCGAGAAUGCUGGCUUCUCCAAGGGCACUGCCAAGAUUCUUUACGAGGAAGCCACCGAUUGUUCAAGCCCUACUGACUCUAACUCUAAUCAACAACAGCCAUUGUUAGAAAAGAGAUUGGUAUUUGAACAGUACAGUCACCAGAAAGAAAUAACCAAGUUUAGUUGUCUAGAAUCACUGGAAAGGGUUAAUAUUGUGACAUACUUUUCAAGCUUUCAAACGGUUGGUCUCAUGGCAAAAUCUUUGGGACUAUCAUUCACAGAUGCCUAUCCCUUUAGUAGUAAUAUUACUCUUGAAGUAAUGAAUAGCUCUCUCAAACGACUUGGAUUAUUUAUUCCUCUUACAGAGUUUUUUGUUACGAGCAGCGAUGUGUGUAACAUACUCUAUCUGAAUAAUCUGUCUCAACCAACACCGAUAAUGAGGGAAUAUAUCAAUAGUAUAUCGGCUUCCUCAGUCAACCACUUAAUAUCUUUGCAAAGAAAGUAUCAAAAUACCAACACCGAGGAGAAUAGAAAUAAACAAUAUCUCAUCUUCCUAGGAAUAUUUGGGUCUAAAUAUUUUCAUUUAAACUCAGCAACCCAGAACUUUGAGAUACCCAGCGGCCUAAUAUCGUGUGCUCCCGUGACCACUCUAUUUGCACUUCCGAGUCUUAUGGAUAAGAGUAAACUGAAUCCCUCAAUACUGAUAAGAGAAAUCGACGACUUUUGUUGGAUAUUUCCCUCAGAAGUAAAAAAACCAGAGGUCAUUGUAUAUCUAGGGUGUCCAAGUAUUAUCACUGAAAUUUGUCUCACGGUUUCACAUGGUACAAACAGCGAUACUUAUCCCCAAACUAUGGAUGUGUUUCUUGGAGCCUAUCUAGACUCUAUGUUCAUUGUCCUUCAAGACAUUUUGAUACCUCGGUGUACCACAGGAACGAAAUUGUCAUACGAGGUUCCAAAUUGUCCAUGGAAUCAGUAUGGAACUACUUUAUCAACAGAGGAUCCAGUUGGGGUGGCUUCCAAUAGGUAUAUGAAUCGUUUUGUUAAGAUUGAAUUUAGAGGAAGUUCACUUCCAAUAACAAUUGGAAAGAUCGAGGUUUUUGGAUAUCAAACUAGUAAGAUUCACCAAAUUAAUUUGUCAAUGGAGAAGGAUAAUCACAUCAGAUCAACUCUCUUUAAAGUGGAUGUUGAAUCAAAUUUUGUAUUAGACACAAACAACAUUUCCUCUAUUGACCAGGAUAAAUUGGAACUUACAGACUACACUCCAUUAGAUUUAAAUAGUGAAGCGAAAACCGAAAAACUCCAGGACUCUGUAAUCGAACAGGAGAUUUCAAAUAUACUAUCGGUAUUUCAAAAUCAUAUACCAACUUCAUAUGAGAGAAAUGAUAUCAAAGACACACAGAAUCAUUUACCUGCUUCCAAUCAUGACAAUGAUAUAAAAAGCAACGAUAGCAGUCCUAACGAAAUUCUACUCAUUAGAGACUACAGCGGUGGCAAAACAUUUAUGGAGGAUGAUCCGUACAAUGAUGGAUUAACAGAGACCAUGAAGAUAAGUACCAACAAGAAAGCUAUUCCUUCUCAACAAUAUGAGCAAGCUAUUCUAGAUACAAUCAAUGGUUCAAUUAAACAGCCACAGAAGAAAAGAUUGAAUCCAACAUUAGGAAAUACACCAAGAGUCAAAGAUGAUAGAUCGCCACCAAUUGAAACGAUCCUUUUGCCACCAGAUGUAUUACCAUUAAGUGUAUAUUGGUCAGCACCACCCUCUGUCAGUUCUGUUGAUAUAUCGAUUGCUCUCUCGUAUGAUGCACUUGUCUACUCUAUCACACUUCUGGUGGACUCACUUGGAUACUACAACUACAACGUACCCUCUGUGGAAAUCAAAAUAGGAAAAACUUUGUUAACCUCACAAUUGGAAUCAAUUGGUCCAUGGACAUUUCAGCCAAAUGGCUGGAGUUCCAACCCAAACCAAGUUAUUCAACCACAGUCAUGUAUUUCAUUUAUACUUCCACAGCCAAUGCAAGCCAGAAUGAUAUCGCUGAGAUUUUCACUGCCGAAUCUACCAACAUUUUUGACAUAUGACAAUGAUGAGCCUGUGAAGCCAUUCCUGCACAUAGGUAGAAUAGCAAUUCAUGGUUUCUACAACGAUACUCUUUCAGAGGUACCAACUUUUAUGACAUCUUCAAUACCAUUGGAGUCGUCUGACAAAGAGUUGUAUGAAAAUACUCUCUAUUCCAACUCGUUAAUCACACUCAAACGUAACCCCGUCAAGACAAUCUCUAAUCAAGUGAAAUCUGCUAAAACAAUUCAUAUAAAUAUUGACCCAUCGACAACGGUCAAAGGUUUCAGUGCUAUCAUCACACACGAAGAUCUUGAGGGUGUCAGAUCCCAAGCAAAAGGUUUAACAAUUAGCUGUGUGACCACCAAUCAAAAGAAUGAAUUUGUUGACCACAAAUAUUUUAUAUCAAACUAUGGCGGCAGCAUUUUGGCAACACCAAAUGGUUGGGUGAAAACAACAAAUAAUGUUGACCCUUCAACUCGUAUCACAUUGACAUUUGCACUUAGACUUCAAAACAUCGAUACUCUUGAGGUUGAGUGGUUGGUUCAAAAUAUGGAAGCCACAAUUGUAAAGCAACUUCCAGAUUUUGUCGUAGCUCAGGUUAGUGUUAAGAGUGCCAACAACCACUUGAACACUAAUUUCCAGGAGUUUGAGAACACCCUCACAAAAAAACGUGUGAUUCGAACACUUGGACCAUACAGUAUUAAUGAAAACUAUUCUGACUUGGUUCAUUUUAUUGGUGGCACUGUCAGAUUCCCGAACCAUGACCUCUCCAACACGAUGGAGCCAGAUCACAGAUUCCUUUCCUCAUUGAACACUAAGGAUAGUGUCUCCAAUGCACCAGACAUUGUACGUGUGUAUGCCGGAGACACAACAUUUUCAUUCCUAAGCCUUCCAAGAUGCUAUGAUGGUAACACCACUACCGAUCCUACUCUAGGAUGUAAUGGAAAUUCAUUUAUCAGCUAUCAGAUUUCCUCUAACACCCAAAACUUUAAGGCAAAUAUCUUGCUUGACCAACUAACAUGCCAACCAUGCAAUGGAUUCACAAACACACUCGCCCAGGCAGUAUGUUUGAAAUCUUGCCAGACUCUCCAGCUGCCAAACAAUACUGUUUAUUGCUUAACCGGUGAGCUUAGCGGUAGCUUGGAAAACUAUUUGCCUUUAAAUCUCAGCUUGACAACACUUUAUAACGAUAGCACAACCUCCUCUCCAUACUAUACCACCACUUAUCUUGGUCAGUUCCUAACACCACAGGUAAUCCAAGAGAGAUAUCAAAUGCCGUUUUUAACUGGAUCCUUCUCAAACAAUACCUCAGUAUCACCAGAUUGGUCAAUCAAUUCCCAAUCGGUUGCAGAGUUCCUCGAACAAUAUUAUUCCGAUGCUGAUUUGGUGCAAUUCUUCAAGAUGGUUGGAAUAGACUCGAGAUUAUCACAACGAGUAACUGUCAUUGGUCCAAAUGAUCAAUCGAACCCAGGAGGAGAAGCAUCUCUUGAUAUUCAAUACCUAAUGGGUUUAGCUGCUGGCUAUAACACUACCUUUUGGUCUGUUGGUAAUUUAACCAAUGGUCAAGAACCAUUCUUAGAUUGGAUAAUUGAUGUGAUUAAUGGUCCUGAGAUUAUUUAUGUACACAGUGUCUCUUAUGGAGAUGAUGAAGAUUCACUUUCAAUAGACUACAUGCAGAGAAUCAAUCAAGAAUUUAUCAAAGCCGGAUCCCUUGGUAUGACUCUUGUAUUCUCGAGUGGUGACAUGGGUGCUAAUGGCAACACCAACACACCACUUGAUCACUUUGUGCCAUCUUUCCCUGCAUCGUCUCCUUAUGUUCUUGCAGUUGGUGCCACACAAUUCUCAACUCAAACGUCACCAGCUUGUACCAGCAAACCAGUUGGCAUAAUAUCAGUCAAAUGCAAUUCUGUUGGUGAAAUUGCCUCGAGUAUUGCAACUGGAUCACGUAUUACCUCUGGCGGUGGUUUCUCAAAUGUGUUUGCAAGACCUUCCUACCAAGAGAACGUAACCUCUGACUACAUCAGCACCUACUUGACAAACAUCCCCCAGUCCUAUUAUAAUCAAAGUGGUCGUGCUUAUCCAGAUAUUUCUGCUUUGGGCCACAACUAUCUUGUGAUUUUAAGUGGAAAUAUAGUCCCCGUUGAUGGAACCUCCGCAUCAGCUCCUACCAUUGCAUCUAUUAUUUCCAUAAUCAACGAUAAACUACUGAGAAGAGGUGAAGAACCACUUGGUUUUGUUAAUCCAUCAAUCUACGCCAUUGGAAGUCAAAAUCCAGAUGCAUUCUUUGAUAUCGUAAUGGGUGACAACUCUUGUCCAGAAUCAUUCCCAUGUAACCAAUAUGGAUAUCCUGCUACUCCUGGCUAUGACACAGUAACUGGAUUUGGAUCUCCAAUAUUCCCCGUUCUUGAAAAGUUGCUUGCACCGAUUGUUCGUAUCCCAGACCAAGAUUCUGAGAAAUUCACAAACAGUUGGAAAGCUGCUAUCAUAGUACCUCCAAUCGCAUUAUUUGUUUUAACCUCCAUUUUUAUUGCAUACAUUUUGAAAAAAAUUAAAUCGUCAAAUGUAAAAUACGACGCAAUAUAA
This is a messenger RNA of Heterostelium album PN500, 6006 nucleotides long. RefSeq lists its product as uncharacterized. The coding region runs from base 1 to 6006 and encodes 2001 amino acids. The record is from RefSeq and is a predicted model, not a curated record. The transcript has 14 exons. Gene Ontology annotation, biological process: proteolysis. Gene Ontology annotation, molecular function: serine-type endopeptidase activity; phosphatase activity. NCBI's taxonomy places the organism in Eukaryota, Evosea, Eumycetozoa, Acytosteliales, Acytosteliaceae.